This is a messenger RNA of Syngnathus typhle (broad-nosed pipefish), 3890 nucleotides long. Its product is annotated as follistatin-related protein 5-like. The transcript has 16 exons. Gene Ontology annotation, biological process: regulation of BMP signaling pathway; multicellular organism development; cell differentiation. Lineage: Eukaryota; Metazoa; Chordata; Actinopteri; Syngnathiformes; Syngnathidae. The coding region runs from base 232 to 2772 and encodes 846 amino acids. Gene Ontology annotation, molecular function: protein binding; calcium ion binding. The record is from RefSeq and is a predicted model, not a curated record.
AGCAGUGCGCGGCCAAGGUGAGAUCACACAACCGUGCUGCUUCUCGUUGGGAGCUGUCCAUCCAGUACUACACUACACGGACGGAUCUCCGUUACACCGCACUGUUACUGGGAAUUACCGGUUGGAUUGUUGCAAGUGCUCACUUGCAUUUCUUUUUGAAUUUUGCGCGUGUGGAUUAUUAUUAUUAUUUCAAUUCUCCACGCGUGGAUACACACACAGAGGACAAGACCAAUGGCGGCGGUCGGAUGGUGGUCAGCAGCCAUUUUACUGGCAGCGCUGGCAGUCUUCUUCGCAGACGGGAGGCCUAACAAUGACCAGGGGUUGCAUCCCUAUCGGCCUGUCUUGAGAUUCCGACAUAAGGAUGGAAUCACCGAGAGCGUAAAGAUGAAGGGUUUGAUGAACCACCACAGCGACCCGCCUCCAUGCGAGCACUGCGGCCUGGGCCGCCGUUGCUCCGUCAAUCCGCAGAUGGGUCGAGGGGAGUGUAACUGCUUGGAGCAUUGCAAACCUCACUACAAGCCUGUGUGCGGCUCAGACGGGAAACUUUACCCCAACCACUGUGAGCUGCACCGCGCGUCCUGCUCGGAACGUCGCAGGAUUAAAAUCGUUCACGGCGAAGAGUGUUUCUACAAAGGUGACAGCUGCAGACUGAGCGACUUCCGGCGCCUCAAGGCCAAGUUCUUGGACGUGUACGACAAAAGACAUGCCACGACAAAGGUGGCGAGCGGGAGCCGCAAAGACAACAUGGCCGCUAGGAAGCAGCUGGUCGACGCAAUGUUCAGAGGUUUCGACGCAGACAGAAAUGGGCAAAUCUCAGCAAGCGAACUUUCACAGGUGACGAAGCACCAAGGUCUGCCUAAGGACAUUGGCGAGUGUACAUUGUUGGAUCUGUUCAAGUACAACGAUGUGGACGAUGACCAGCACCUCACCAGGGAAGAAUUCUACACCACCUUCGAUGUGUACCUGUUGGAUCUGCCGGAGAGCCAGAGGGUGACGGCGAAGACCGUGACAGUGGGGCAAAGUGUCGUGCUGAUCUGUGCCAUCACGGGCCAGCGCCGCCCGCCCAUCCUGUGGAAGAGGCACAAUCAGUAUCUCAACGCCUUGAACCUCGACGACAUCAAUGACUUUGGCGAUGACGGCUCCUUGUACUUCACCAAGGUGAGCGCCGCCCACAUGGGCAAUUACACCUGCCACGCCGACGGCUACGAGAAACUCUUCCAGACGCACGUUCUCCACGUGGAUGUUCCGCCCGUUAUCCGAGUGUACCCGGAGAGCCAAGCCAGAGAACCGGGCAUCACCGCCAGCCUACGAUGCCACGCCGAGGGCAUCCCCCAGCCGCAGCUGACCUGGCUCAAGAACGGAAUGAAUAUCACACCCAAGCUAUCCAAGCAACUUACACUGCAAGCUAAUGGCAGUGAGGUGCACAUCAGCAACGUGCACUUUGAGGACACCGGCGCUUACACCUGCAUCGCUAAAAACCAGGCAGGCAUGGAUGAGGAUAUCUCCUCGCUCUUCAUAGAGGACUCGGCGCGCAAAACCUUGGCCAACAUUCUGUGGCGGGAUGAAGGUCUUGGUAUCGGAAACAUGUUCUACGUGUUCUACCAGGACGGCAUUAAAGUCAUCCAGCCGGUGGCGUGCGAGAUACAGAGACACAUCAAGCCCAGCGAGAAACUGCUGGCUCUUAAGGAGGAAGUGUGCCCUGCCUCAGAAGACGACGAAGUGCAGAAGUGUGUGUGGUCGGCGGCGGUCAACGUCAAGGACAAAUUUAUUUACGCGGCACAGCCCACGUUAGAUCGCUUGCUCAUUGUGGACGUCCAGUCGCAGAAGGCUGUCCAGACAGUCAGCACUGACCCAUAUCCUGUCAAGUUGCACUACGACAAGUCCCGUGACCAGGUGUGGAUCCUCAGCUGGGGGGACAGGCAGAAGAGCUUCCCUACUCUGCAGGUGAUCGGUGAGGCGAGCAUGAAGGUGUCCCACCACACGGUCCACAUGCAGCCGGUGGGUGGACGCUUCGACAGAGUGGACGGCUUCUUCAUCCCCUCCACCAGCCUGAUGGUAGACAGCCUAAGAUUUGGCCUCAUCUUUCACCGAAACGAGCCUGUCCUGCACAAGAUCGACUUGGACACGAUGGCUUAUGUGAGGAACAUCAGCCUGCGGGACUUUAACUGCAUCCCCAAGUCGGCGGCUUACACCCACCUGGGCGGCUACUACUUUAUCGAUUGCCGCCCCGACUCCACGGGCGCCACGCAGCCUCAGGUCAUCUUGGACAGUGUGACGGACGGCGUGGUGGGCCAGAAUCGUGACGUCACCGGAACGCCCCACACGUCCCCAGACGGCCGUUACCUCGUCACCGUGGACGAUGGCCACGGCCUAAUGCGGUUACAGACGGUGUCAGAGCGAGGCGAGGUCGGGGAGCCCUUUGACAUCCACACCAACCUGCACCUCUCCGACCUGGCCUUCCAGCGCUCCUUCACCGAGGCCCACCAGUACAACGUGUUCGGCAGCUCCGGCCGCCAGACCGACGUACUGUUUGUGGAGCUGCACAGCGGCAAGGUCAAGAUGAUCAAGAGCCUGAAAGAGGCCAUCAAACCGUACGAAUGGCCUUGGAGCGCCAGCAACCGGGCGGUGGUGGGCGGCGGGACUUUCGGCCAGUACCUCAUGACUCCUUCAAGGGAGUCCCUCUUCAUCCUGGAUGGGCGGCUCAACAAGCUCAACUGCGAGAUCACCGAUGUGGUCAAAGGCAACGUCUUGGUGUGGGUCGGGGAGACUUAAUUGGGUUCCCAUAUUGCUGUACUGAAUUUUGUGGGAGAGCAACAGAUUUGAAAAUGCUAAUUAAACAUGCCGAGCUCCAUAUUACGAUCGAGCCAAAAGUAAUCAGAGUCAAUAAAAUAAUUACACUGGUCAACUUUUUUUUUUUUUUUUUAUUCAAUCAGAGAUAAAAACUAUAAAGAAAAUAUUAAAGACAUUUUUUGAAUCGGCGUCAAAACACUCGAAGGGACACAUCUGGGAUUAAAAUUUGCUGUUGACCAAGUGUUAUUUAACAAAGCGAUACCUUUUUAAAAAAAUCCAAUACAGAUCCAGACGUCUCGUAAUUUACCCUGAACUUCUCUCCCGUGCCUUGAAGGAAAAUUAACCAGUCAUUUUUCUCCUUGCCCCUUCACAUUCAUGCUGAGCGCGGCUAUCCGCAGCCUGAUGCUGUCUGCUUUGAAGUGCAGCCCAAGAGUCUCAUUACAGUCCGAUGCUCACUAAACUAUAAGCAUCAUGUGGUCAAUUUUAAUUUGGUGUUUCAUUUUUGUUUGUUACUGUCCAAAGCAGGAAAAUCAAGUUGACUGUGAUGUUUCUUUCAGCUUUAAGAAGGCAAAAAUAUCACUUCAUUUCAAAGAUUGUUCCUUGAGAAAGAGGGAAAUGAGCACCUGUCUAUAUGAAAGAUUAAACCUUGACAGAAAGGAAUUUAGACUAGACUAGGAUGCACCCUGGUGAGAUUAGAGAUUAGAGUGAGAUAGACUGGCUAUUUAUGAUAUACAAUGUUGAAGACAAGCUUCCAUGCUGACAAUGGACUCCUUUCUAUGCAUUAACAAUCCCAAUGACAACUGCAUCUGAAAAAUCCACAGUGGACUUUUGCCGUGUAUAUACGAUAUGAAAUCUGUUUUCCCUGUCUCAUCGUGUGUCACGCGUCACUAUCCCAUUUUCUGCCACACAAUUUCUUUUACGCCCCGAGCGGCUGAUUCAAUUGGUUUGUUCCGAGUGUACAGAUUAAAACGCAAGUGAUGGUCCUCCACUUCACCGCUUUCCACAUCCAUGGUAUUCAUGUCCUCUGUGUGUGUGUGCGCGCGUCCCUUUUGUGCAACGGCUGAUUGCUAUUUAUACAUAUAUAAAUAACGCUUGUCCUU